AUGGAACACAACAGCCGACGUCGACAUAGACCGCGUGUGGCCAAGGAGAAGCGCAAGCGAGCGGAACAGGCAUGUGAAAGAUGCCGGCGCCGCAAAAGUCGCUGCGUUGUUCCUAAUUCUGAUGCCACCUCUGCUGCGUGCAGUCGGUGCGCAAGCAGUAGGCAACGUUGCUCGCUGAUGUCAACUGAGUCAGCUCGAGAUCCUGAUGUGGUUAGGCUGCUGAAGUACCGUGACAGGGCUGAACCAGUCAGAAGGCCGGCGCAAGCUAUGCCUACAGAGACGCAGCACAAGACAAUAGACAUUACAGCUGCUGGUUCCACAUCGGAUGUAUCACCAGAAGAUGCCGCCUCGCUAGAUCUUGACUGGUCCAACGCCCAAGGAGACUUUAUCCCGCGAAUCCGGGAAGCCAUGUUCCUCAGCCCAGGGCACAGAGAUCCGAUUCGGUUGUACGAAGGGAACGCAUCUCCUCUAGGAUCUACACCUGAACUACAUAUUGAUCAACGCCUUCUACGAAAUACUGUCAAGGUGUUUCCACCCAAGCAAGUGGCGGAUUUCCUUGUCUCCACGUGUAUCGAGUUUGCCUCUGAUAGCUUUUUUUACUUUCACCAGACAGCAUUUCGGCGCGAUCUGGAUAGCAUUUACGCCAGCCAUGAUGACCAGCCACUUAACUGCUCAUGCGUUGUAAUAAGUCUUAUGGUCUUUGCGUUGGGCAGCCAGUUUGCACAUCUCGCGUCGAAACCCUCGCCAACCCCCCGGCCCGAUCUCAGCUAUGAUCCUGGCGUGACCUUUGUCGACAGUAUCCAUCCUCUCGUUCCCAAUCUCAUCCAGGUGCCGUCUAUUACCUCUGUUCAAGUUUUCUUCCUGAUGGCCAUCUAUUUCUUGCCAUCCGAUGCACGAAACCAGUCUUAUUUCUACAUGGGACUGGCUCUGCGCAUAGCCAUCUCUCUGGGUAUGCACCGUCGCAGCACGAUGAAAUAUUGCGCGGAUCCUAGAUCUGCUGAGAUAAGCAAUCGACUGUGGUGGUCCUUGUAUUCGAUGGAACGGCUUGUCAGCGUCAAAAUCGGCCGGCCGGGGUUCAUCAGAGAAGAUGAAGUGGACGCCCCCCUUCCCACAGCACUUCCGGCUCUGGAUGAAGUACAGAUCAAUAACAAUAUUCAUCAUCAGAUUGCGAAUGCGUCUCUCACGCGGAUAUUAAGCCGGCUGGUGCAAAAGAUAAAUCUUGCCUUUAUUUCUCAAACACAGACAGCCUCACGUUCUCUUGAGGUCUUCAAAAAUGAGCUUCACCAUUGGCAAGAACAGCUGCCACCCACUCUUGCCCUGGAGAACCUGCUCUCCAAAGGGCAAGAGAUGAAGAGCCCCCGUGCGGUAGCCCACCUUCACCAAAACUAUCAUAUUGCCUGGAUCAUCAUGUGCCGCAUCCCAUUGCUCCGAAUCGUUCGUGGCCGACUGAAGCGGGUCCUCGUCGACACCUCGUUCAAUGAACCGACCGACCCGACCACCAUUGAGCAUGGCCGACUCUGCGUGCGAGCUGCGAAAGAGGUUCUUCAGCUUUUUGAGUUGCUGUGGGCUAAAGAAAGGCUAGCGCCAUUCUCCUUCACUGAUUUUCACGGCUGCAGUACGGCAACGACCAUCAUCUUGCUUGCUGGCAUUCUUGAGCGGGACUCGGAAUAUAAUCGCUGGGUAGAUUUUGGGCUGGCUUCGCUACGGUUCAUUGCGGCUGAGAACCGCAUGGCCAGGGUUGGAGUGCAGUGUGUCGAGCACUUUCAGGCUAUUGCUGAUGAAGCGGUUAUGAAAAUGCAGCAUCGACUUCGUCGACCACCGGACCUCGUGUCGUCAGAAACAGGCUCUGGGUACGACUCCUGGCUCCAAUGGCUCGCGGAAACCGGUCAAGCAGGCCCGAAUGAAGAACAGAGCGGCGACGACAACGACAACGAUUGCGAUGACGAAGGCGAAAACGAAAAUGAUAAAACGCCAUCACAGUAUGACACCGUGGAAUCUGUAACGGGAAGAGCGGAGGUACAUGGUAGCAGCGUCCUGCAACCGACCACAGAGUACAUGGAUGCGAUCUCAUCAACCUCUCAUGACCCUGACUCAGAAGCUCCUGCCACACUUCCUACGAUGAUGGGCUGGACGGAUGCACCCCUAACAUCGGCCUAUGACGAUCCGUUUAUAUUGGGCCUGACAGGUCUUGAUGUGAUGAAUUUUAGUAAUUGGAAUGACUUGUGA
Talaromyces atroroseus is the source of this 2226-nucleotide messenger RNA. RefSeq lists its product as hypothetical. The record is from RefSeq and is a predicted model, not a curated record. Lineage: Eukaryota; Fungi; Ascomycota; Eurotiomycetes; Eurotiales; Trichocomaceae. The transcript has 6 exons. Gene Ontology annotation, biological process: DNA-templated transcription; regulation of DNA-templated transcription. Gene Ontology annotation, molecular function: zinc ion binding; DNA-binding transcription factor activity, RNA polymerase II-specific; DNA binding. Bases 1 to 2226 code for a protein of 741 amino acids.